Messenger RNA from Amphimedon queenslandica, 3953 nucleotides. RefSeq names its product condensin complex subunit 1-like. Gene Ontology annotation, molecular function: histone binding. Bases 32 to 3868 code for a protein of 1278 amino acids. The record is from RefSeq and is a predicted model, not a curated record. Gene Ontology annotation, cellular component: condensin complex; condensed chromosome, centromeric region; nucleus. Lineage: Eukaryota; Metazoa; Porifera; Demospongiae; Haplosclerida; Niphatidae. Gene Ontology annotation, biological process: meiotic chromosome condensation; mitotic cell cycle; mitotic chromosome condensation. The transcript is spliced from 20 exons.
CGGUAAAGUUCUAACCACGCCCACUGCGAACAUGGAGUUCUGCAUUCCAUUGAGUAGAGACGAGCUUUUACCGAGCAAAGAUGGAGGUAGAGGUGAUGGCUAUACAGUUAGAGACUUACUGACCUCGCAAGAAUUAACGAGCAGGAUUGAUGAAUGUCAGUCCUUGUUUGCUGAAGGAGGUGUCAGUGCCAUUACUGAGUCCUUUGAUACACUCUACAAUGUCUUGCAUCAUUUUAGCUCAAUCGCUCAAACUGUCCGAGAACAUUACUGGAACAUUGUCAUUGAAGCUUUGGUUGAUGCAUGUCGUAUAGCCGUCAAUGUGGUUUCCAUAGAAACAGUCGAUAAACCGAUGCAGAGAUCAAUUAUUAAGAUGCUGGUGUACAUUGUGUGUCAGUUCAUUGAUGAGUUUGAGUCACUGGUUAUUAAUAAGGAGACAAUGACGAUUACAAAGAACAGGAAGACUAAGAAGUCAUCAGCUAAUGAUGAUAGGUGUGGCCUAAUGUGGGAGGGAGAGAGGGAAAGAGUUCUUGUCACUCUAACCCAAUUCCUUGAUCAAGAUUUAACGCAAUUUUGGGACCCACCCGCCCCAGAAAUGCUUGAGGAUAUUACAAAUCUUGUAGUGGGCGUGUGUUGUAAAAUGCUUGAGAACCCUAGUGUCUGUAGAGUGAAGGACCUCAGGGGACCUAUCGGCUCGCUACUGGGUCUCAUUGCUAAGAAAUACAAUCAGAAACAAAACGUCAGCUUGAAACUGGUUCAGUUGGUGCAGGCGACUGAUCAUUGUGUGUCAGCGGUGAGCGGAGUGAUAAAACUAAUCAUUGAUGAAUAUGACAUUCACUCACUAGUCACUGAUAUCAUAAAGUUGAUCACUGAUAUUGAUCCACAAGACAUGAGUAUUGAUUCCAGCGGUACUAAAAACUAUUCUUCAUUUUUGGUCGAGUUGUCUGGUCUGGUAGCAGCUGACAUGCUUCCCUCUAUUGAACCGUUGUUACUCCAUCUUGAAGGAGAGUCAUAUAUCAUGCGAAAUGCUGUGUUAACGGCCUUUGGUGAGAUCAUAGUAUCUUCGCUAACCGGAUCAGAAAUCAGCAUGGAAUCACGCAACACUCGUAACCUUUUGCUUGAGAGACUCACUGAUCACAUUCAUGACGUCAACGCUUUCGUGAGAAGCAAGUGCCUUCAAAUUUGGCAAGAACUUUUUCAAAAUGGCGCCGUACCUCUCACUCAUCAGAAAGGAUUGCUUGCCCUCGUGAGAGGCAGAGUGAAGGACAAGAGCAGCAUAGUGAGGAAGAACUCACUCCAGCUGUUAACGAUAUUCAUUACUCAUAAUCCUUACGGUCCUAAUCUGAGUAUUGGUAGAUUUAAAAAAGAUUUGAGCGGAGAAGAAGAUAAAUUGAAAGGAAUGCUGCCAUCAAAAUAUCUGAACAGAGAAAGAGAAGGAGAAAUGGAAGGAGGAGAGAGAGAAGGAGAGAGUGGAGAAGAUGGAAAAGAAGAUGGAAAAGAAGACAUAGAAAAUGGAGAUGAGGCUGAUUCCGCUGAAGUUGAGUCUCAUAAAGUAGAAGUUGCUAAGCAAAUGGCUGUUGUUCAAUAUCACAGGGACGCUCUUGAUUUCGUGGAAGAAAUAUCAAAAUGUCUUCCAGUAUCAGCUCAGCUGUUAGGAUCUAAACUCAAUACUGACGUAUCAGAAUCGCUUCAGUUCUUAGCAGCUGCCGUUCAGUUUGAGCUACCCGACUCACAGCAGUACAUAAAGAAGUCCCUGGUCCUGUCCUGGUCCUUGGAGCAGUCAAUCAAAGAUCUCCUGAUAAGUGUUUAUGUAAGGCUCUACCUGACUCCGCCUGAUUCCUGUCCUCCUGGCAGCUCCAGCUCUUACAUAGCCAGUAACCUCAUCGCUCUGCUUGACACACCCACUCUCACCCUUGGGGACCUCUCCUCACUACAGCAAUUAAUUAAUCUGCUAAUAAAAGCCGGUCACAUUCCCAAGCCAGUUUUGGGUAUACUGUGGGAUGUGUUCUCUGGUUCUUUUCCCGGUUCUUCACCCGCCAAUUCUCUCAACGCCCUCAUACUGCUGACGAUGAUGGGAGAGACAGAGAGAGAGAGUAUUCAGGCCAAUGUGUUGCUAUUACUUGAGUAUGGUUUGAAAAUAGACAAUCUUAUCAAGGCUAAGUGGUCCUGCAUUGCCUUGCAGAAAUUAAGUGGGUGUGGGCAUGGUCUCAGGUAUCUGCCCACACACGAGAUAUUUGUCAAGAUAUCGGAGUUGCUACUGGCAACGUUUGAGUCUCACUCCACCUACCACUGGAGCCCACUAGCCGAGCAGGCGAUCAUUUUGAUUUAUGCGCUGGCUGAUGGACCCGACCUUAUCAUGGGACGAAUCAUUAAAGGAAUGGCCUCUAGGUUGUUUGGGGGCGGGGCUUGUUCCAAGACCACACCCACUGAAUCUAUUGAUGAGGAUAGUGUAGGAGGAUUUGUUAUUCCGUCGUCUAUUUCAUCUCUUGCUCUGUCGAGGUUCUUUUAUGUUCUCGGUCAAACGGCGAAGCAGUUCCUGAUUCACUUGGAGGUGAGUGUAAGCAAGGAAAGGAAGAGAAGAAGAACUGACAAGAAAAGAGCAAAAACUAAAGAAGAUAAUGAAGUAAAGGAGGAUGAUAAUGAUGACAUUGGUCUUUCUGGUGCUACUGAAGAUGAUGUAGAGUCGGAAUUAUUCAAGAAAGUUUGUGACACUGAAGUGUGUGGGAGUGGCUUACUCGGGUCACUCCUCCCACUAUUGGUUACCGUGGUAACUAAACCAGGAGUGUACGCAUCACGUGAGCUACAAUCUUCAGCAACUUUAUCACUUUCCAAGUUCAUGUUACUCAGUUCAAGGCUCUGUGAUAAAUAUUUAAGAUUACUGUUUAGUUUGUUGGAGAAUUCACCAGAUCCUGUCGUCAGAUCCAACAUAAUAAUAUCACUCGGAGAUAUGACCAUUAGAUAUCCUAACUUGAUUGAACCAUGGACUCCUCAUCUUUAUUCAAGGUUAAGGGAUCCUGUUUAUGAGGUUCGUCUCAACAGUGUGGUAGUCCUGACCCACCUCAUUCUUAACGACAUGGUAAAGGUCAAAGGUCAGAUCAGCGAGAUGGCGCUGUGUCUUGAAGAUUCUGAGACUAGAAUUAUUGAUCGGACGAAACUGUUCUUUCAUGAGCUAUCGCAAAAGGGAAAUGCUCUGUACAACAUAAUCCCUGACAUCAUUAGUCAUUUGUCUGAUCCUGUUAAUGCCAGCAAUGUAACUCCAGAUACUUUUAGAAAUAUUAUGAAGUAUUUGUUAAGUUUUGUUAAGAAGGAGAGACAGAGCGAAGGUUUGGUGGAGAAACUCUGUCACAGGUUUAGAGCAACAAGGACGGAGCAGCAGAGCAGGGAUCUUGCCUUUUGCUUGUCGCAGCUGAACGUCAACGAAAGAGGUCUUAGAAAACUUCAUGAAAACCUUCCCUGCUACCAAGGACUCCUGAGUGACACUGAAGUAUACAAUAGUUUACUGACUGCUGUUAGUAAGGGAAAGAAGCUGGCAAAAGGAGACAAGAAACCUAUGUAUGAAGAGUUUGAGACCAAAUUAGCUGACAUUCAUCACAAAGGAUCGGAGACUGAUGAAAAUAUCCCCCCCGAGACUCCAUCAGCACUCAACAAAGAAGCCGGCGUUCCCGGAAGUACGGCUAAAAGGGCAGGACGAGUUUCAUUGCUGACUCCCUCCGCCUAUAACCCUCUGGAGGACUCUAUCACUGGCCCCACCCUCUCAUCAGCUCGUAGAACCGGUCUGACCAGUUUGAAAAAAGACACGACUAAAAAAUCUUCAAGGAAAGGACGAAGGAAAAAAGUUUGCGUUAUUGCACCUGAUAGCGACGAGGAUUAAUUAAUGGACCACACCCAACUAUAGCAGCACUAGCAUACAGUACAUGUACAUGUAUUGUGUAUGAUUUUAACAUGCCUGUUUCCAA